AUGGGCGUAAUCCCGAUAGCAUCAAAGCUGUUGGCGUCCGUCACUCUCCACCGAUUGUACACUAUGCUUGAGGAGCAGGCUGGGUUUCGUGCCGUCAACCUUCCAUCGGACUCGUUUGACUCAGACUUAGUACAGCCGCAAAAUGCGAUCGAUGUGACUUACACGUUUAGCGGGCCCACGGCAUUUCACAUUUUACGAUUCAUUCCUGCUGCUCUGUGGAAACAAUCAGACAGUUGUUCGAACCGGUCAAUCGAUGCGCCUAAGUCGCGUCCGAAUCGUGCAUCCGGACCCACUGUGGACGCAUUGUGGUCGACAUCCCCCGAGCAGCUGAUUACCAAUCGCACGCUGAUACGAUCUCUACGUCUAGCUAAUGUGUCCAACUUGUGUAAUCGAUCAGAAGAGCAGAUAUUACCGCUUGCCUUAUGGGCCGAUCGGAGUGCGUUGGUGUUUGUGAUUCGUCACUUGUCACUCCGAAACAAAUACGGCCCAUCUAGACACCGCGGUCGAGUGCGAAUCUGUGCCAUCCCUUGGGAUUUAGCAGCCAAAGCCAAUCAAGAAACCGCCCGCAUGGAAGUGCUUUGCAAUACCCCGUUGAAAGAGGUCAGUCAUUCUGGUUGUCAAUCAAACUACCAACCUUUGUGUCAAGAAAUUCACACUGACUCAGAGGUGGGGGUUGGACCCCAAAUCCGAUUUCUAGUCCCGGCUGAGACAGUGAAAGUAUACACAACUAAUGAGUUCCAUCAAGGACAGAAUAGCUGUCCAGUAGUCUUUUUGUAUCAUCGCGAAUUCCCUCACCAAUAA
This is a messenger RNA of Echinostoma caproni, 801 nucleotides long. The record is from the annotation of a GenBank genome assembly. Lineage: Eukaryota; Metazoa; Platyhelminthes; Trematoda; Plagiorchiida; Echinostomatidae.